Molecule: messenger RNA, 789 nt
Organism: Volvox carteri f. nagariensis
Lineage: Eukaryota; Viridiplantae; Chlorophyta; Chlorophyceae; Chlamydomonadales; Volvocaceae
Exons: 5
Biological process (GO): pyridoxal 5'-phosphate salvage
Cellular component (GO): cytosol
Molecular function (GO): pyridoxal kinase activity
Source: RefSeq, a predicted model, not a curated record
CGUGUGCUGUCCGUACAGUCCCACGUCGUACAUGGCUACGUUGGCAACAAAUGCGCCGUGUUUCCCCUCCAAAUCCUCGGUCUUGAGGUUGACCCCAUCUACAGUGUGCAGUUCUCCAACCACACGGGCUACCCCGCCUUCAAGGGCUCCGUGUUCGAUGGCGAGCAGCUAAGGGCCCUGGUUUCGGGGCUGGAAGUCAACGGACUGCUCAACCACACGCACCUGCUGACUGGGUACAUCGGCAGCCUCUCCUUGCUGCAAGCCAUCGCGGAUCUCUGCACUCAGCUGAAGCGCCACUCGCCCAAUCUCACGUACGUCUGCGACCCGGUCCUGGGCGACGAGGGCCGUCUGUACGUCGCCAAGGAGCUCGUACACGCGUACACAUCCCAAAUCGUACCGUUAGCUUCCGUACUGGUGCCCAACCAAUUCGAGGCGGAGCUGCUCACAGGCGGAACGCCCAUUGCCUGUUUAGGCGACGCGCUGGCGGCGUGUGAAACCCUCAUGGAUAGAGGGCCCCACACGGUUAUCAUCACCAGCAUGACCCCUCCAGGAGACCCCGGCUCCAUUUUGCUGGUGGCGGCUACCCGGCUGCCGCAGCGGCGAGAGGGUCGGCUGGGCGGCGCGACGAGGUUGAUGAUGCGGAUUGAUCGCAUCAAGGCAUACUUCACGGGCACAGGGGAUCUUUUCGCGGCGCUGUUGCUCGCCUGGAUGCACCAUCAUCCGGGCGACCUGGCGACUGCUGUGGAGAAGGCGGUGGGGGGGCUGCAGGCGGUGCUGGCGGACACGGUA